AUGGUGAGAACAUCGCACACUGCCAGCUCGCCCGAUCAGGAACAAAUCUAUCUGUUUAUUUCUAAUCUCCACUCAUUCAUACUAUCUGUUAUAUAUCCUCAUGCCGUCUCCACCUAGAAGCUCAAUAUCGUUUCCGAGUUCGGCGGAUCUGUUCUACUUCUGCACGACAUCGUCGACCUCUGAAGAAGACCUCAACAUCCACUACGCACCUCCGUCAAGCUCCUCGUUACGCAUUGGUGUCAUUGUUCUCGGUAACGAUCAAGUCCAACUAGCCGAUCUAGCCGCUCUCGACCUGCUCGCCAUGGUCGGAAGGAACAGAAUCUGCAGAACGAACGCCACAGCAGUAGCCAUGGAAAACGCCGUGGACGAAGUCGACAUUCGAUAUGUCAGUGUGACCGGAGAGGGGAGUUUUCCUGUCACGGCUGGCACGCGAAUGCCGGUGACGAACUCAUUUGCAAACGCGCCUCAAUUCGACAUUCUCUUCAUCCCUGGAUCCUUCUCGUCAAGCGAGUUGCCGGUGGAGGCGACCUCAUUUCUCACCUCACAAUGUCUGAAUCCCAACCUCAUUGCCAUCAUGAGCAUUGCUUCAGGCAUAUGUCACCUCGUACAAUCGGGUAUCUUACGUGGAACACGAGCUGCAGCACCUAAGCCUUUGCUUCCCGUUCUCCAGCAGCAAUAUCCCGAAACGCUCUGGCAGCGCUCAGCCUGGGCUCGACACGAGAAAGUGUGGACAAGUAAUUCGUCUGUCUCAGCGCUUGAUAUGGUUUCGACAUGGAUGCGCGAGUACUUUUGGGAUAGAAGCCAGGCUGUUGAGUAUGUUCUUACAGCCGCGGGCAUGGGAUCGCUCUACGAUUAUGAUCAUUGCGACUACUGAUGAUUUCAUGACAUGGUAUGGGCAUUACAAGGCGUUUUGUGUGGUACGAUCUCAACUCUGUAUAACAAAGUCCUUUGUUUGGCGUAUAUGAGGUACUUCCGGAUUUUAUACAGAUAUAUGAGAAAUUUUGA
Alternaria alternata is the source of this 1005-nucleotide messenger RNA. RefSeq lists its product as hypothetical. The record is from RefSeq and is a predicted model, not a curated record. NCBI's taxonomy places the organism in Eukaryota, Fungi, Ascomycota, Dothideomycetes, Pleosporales, Pleosporaceae. The transcript is spliced from 2 exons. Bases 101 to 874 code for a protein of 257 amino acids.